AUCCUUCCCGCCGCCUCCUUGGCUCUCGCUGUCUUCCCUCUGGCUACUAUGGCUCAAAACUCCUCAUACUUCCUCGGUCUUGCGCAAGCGCUCAACGACCAAGGUCUUAGCACCCUCGCCACCCUUGCCGCCGGUGCUCUAAACGAUACCGCUGGUCCCGCAUUCUUCGAGGAGUUGCAAUCCGGCAACAAGACGCUAUUUGCACCCAGCAACGAAGCCUUGUCCUCCCUCUCGUCUGCCACCUCAAACACGACGGCGCUCCUGGAAAUUCUUUCUUACCAUAUUCUGGACGGCAACUUCACGGACCUUGUCUCUACAUACCCAAACGUCACACUCGGACGUACACUCCUCAAUGACACAAACUUGGUCGCAUUGGAAGGGAACGAGAGUCAAGUCGUGGCGUUCUCAAAGGUGGGAGGAAGCGUCGUGGUGUUGAACCAGAACUACACCACGGUACAAAAUUCGUCUUCGUACUCUAACCUCCUCAUUUGGGCCAUCAACGCGACCCUCACCCCACCUGGCUCGCUCAACGAAACUGUCGGAGUCAAUUCUGAUCUAUCUGCGCUAGCCUCGCUCGCUUCGACUCUCGAGCUCCCAGAGUCCGGCUCAGACUCGAACAUCAGCGCGCUCGAAUAUCUGGCCGCUCAGCACGGCUUUACCCUCUUCGCGCCGUCGAACAGUGCCCUCGCGAACGUGAGCGCCGCAUUGCAGACCGUCCAGUCGAACCAAACCGCGCUGGGUGAUCUGGUCAGGAACCACAUCGUCGUCGGUGAAACACUCUACUCCCCCCUCCUGCUCUCCUCCACCUCCUCGAACUACACAUCCUCCGCAGGCGAGUCCCUCUCCAUCACCACGAACUCAUCGGGCACCUACGUCGUCUCGGGCGGCAUAUCGAGCGCGAAGAUCAGCCAGAGCGACGUGUUGGUCGAGAAUGGGGUGAUCCAUGUUAUCGAUGGGGUAUUGUUGAAUUUGGAGGUCAAUGAGGCGGCGGCGAGUUCUGCAAUCGCAAGCGCCUCGUCGGUCGCAUCCGCAGCUGCUACAGCGUCAGCCACAGGCCCCGUCGGCGGCGCGACGCAGGCGAACCCUGCGCCCUCUGCGUCUUCGAGCUCGAGUUCGAGUUCGUCGGACGCUGUUAAGAAUGCUGUUGGGGUUGGGAUGCUGGGUUGGGCUGUGAUGUUGGGCGGGGCUGUUAUUGGUGGGAUGAGUGUUUGGUUGUAGGGGGGUGGAGGCUUUUCUCACUCUUCAUCUUUACUGUUGUCGGUGUGCCGUGAUGCGGCGGACUAUUUUGAACUAAUUCCUGUGUUUCAUACUUAGCUGUUUUCGUUAGCCCCAAAAUUUGAUGUACUCUUACAGUGGCCCUGUACUCCGUGACGAAUUAUCUGUCUGUUCCGCAUACCGCAUAAUAUAAUAGACGUUCUAC
Stereum hirsutum FP-91666 SS1 is the source of this 1420-nucleotide messenger RNA. Its product is annotated as Fasciclin-domain-containing protein. Gene Ontology annotation, biological process: macroautophagy. Gene Ontology annotation, cellular component: fungal-type vacuole membrane. The record is from RefSeq and is a predicted model, not a curated record. Lineage: Eukaryota; Fungi; Basidiomycota; Agaricomycetes; Russulales; Stereaceae. Bases 49 to 1218 code for a protein of 389 amino acids. The transcript is spliced from 6 exons.